AUGUUAUUAUGAUCUUUGCAUGAACAGAUUUCUUUUUUUAUUUUUUUAUUUUUUCUUCUUCUUGCAUGAACAGAUUUCACAUGACCAGUUUAGUUCAUUUUUAUACAAGUUAGAGUAUGAUUUUAUUUCAACACAUUUUGAAUGGAAUACAUCCUCCAUUAACACCCAAUGGGAAACUGAAAAACAUAAAGAUAGAAUAGGCUAUUUUGCCCUGCAGCUCUGACUAGACUCAGUUUUUCCAGACUUGUGUAUUUUCAUUUCAAACCAACGGCAGCAGUAGGAACGUAUUUUAUUUUACAAGUUUCUCAGCAGAAUCGCUCUUGUUAGUCGUGUCCAAAGGUUCAGGAUGGUCCACCCGCUCCGCCUCUGUGCUCAGAGACAGAUGGAGCUCACAGAUUAACACGCUAAAAGCAGAUUAGCUCAGUUCAGGACUGGCAGGUUUCUUUACAACUAACAGGCUGUUGUAAGCCCUGCUGAAAUCUCUGUUGGAAUAUAUGUAGGAUCCUAAAACUAUAAAAAAAAAAGUGGCACACAGCUGCUUCAUUUUGGACAGAGGUAAUAGUAAAACCAAAAUGUCUUUAAUUCUGCACAGUCUCCUGUUAAAUAAAAUAACGUGGACACAAAAUACAAGUACAAUCAAGGCCGCCAGCAGCGUCGGAUGGCCUGUAGGCACUACCCGCUUCUGCCCUAGCAGCCCCCUCUCCAUUAGCCCUUGCUGCACCCAAAACUCACCCUUUCUGUCUGCCCUCACUGGAUUAGCAGCCGCUUCACAAAAGUUUACUUUUUCUAACAAUUUUAAAAAUUAUUACUUUGCUAAUGUGGCUCCCAUUGCAUUUAGCAUCACCAACUGUUUCAGAAAAACACAUUACUAAGAUGCUAAUAAUGAAAACUAUGCUAAUGUGGCUAAAGGUAGUAGCAUUGUCAUCAGCAUUAUCAUCUGUCUCAGGGAUACCCAUUGCUUAGCAACUGUAAGUGUGUGUGCUAGUAUCGGGUAGUGACAGUUCCGUGAACACCGUAUACUUAAAGCACGUUCAAGAAUCUGCAGUGUGUUCAAAUUUGCCCCACCUGCCCAUUGCGUGCACAGUGUUCCCCCGUGUAUUCGCGGUUUCAUGUGUUCACUGGUUUUUUCAUUCUCGUGACUCCUCCAGUUCAUCACAAAAACUCAGCUGCGGUGAGGUGAGGUGCAUCCUCGCCAGCUGCUGAAUGCAAGGCCAGUUCAUCAGCUGUUAUGGAGGAGAGUGACCUGCUGCAGAAAAGACUUCAGGCCAUCACCGAGAAGCAUCGAAUACAAGAGGACAUUCGACACAAGAAACUGGAACUUGAUCAAAUGAAACUCCAGUUUCAGCAGAUGAAGAACUUUCAGAAGAAAACCCUGAGAGAUCAGUGGUUGCAGCAGGACCUGGACCACCACCAGCAACAGGGACGGCUGCAGGACCCCCAGCAGACCAAAGCUCUGCAGCUCAGCAUCUACAGAACUGAGCUGGAGGUGGCAUCUUUGGAGAGAGAGGAGGCCAUGAUUUCAACCGAUGAGAGCUUUAUCCUGAACAGACUGAAGGUAGUGGAGAGAAGUCCAGAAGACAUCAUUAAGGAGGUGCUCAGCAGACUCAGUCCUGAGUUAUUGCAGGUCCAUAAUCUGACCACUGAUGUCCCAGAUGUCCCAAGGUUACCAGGAAACCAACACUCGAAACCAAACACACCAAGCAAGACUCUGUUUGCCAUGAUUACCGAUUCUGCCCCACCUGAAGAGUUAAACCCUCUCACCGGGCCAGACGCCUCUGAUGGAGGACGAAGGCACCUUCAUGGUCUCCAUCCUCAACAGUGGUCACGGGACUAUAGAUGUGCUUCUGAUUUGUCAGCUAUGGAAGUGGACCAGCUGAUGAGAUGUGCUGCAGGGCAGCACCAGAUAAAACUCCAACUCCAUCCAAAUGCCGUUAAAAACAUGGCAGACAUCAAAGCUCAUGACUGCUGGCAUCACGAGCAAAAGAAGGCUCAGGAUGGGACCCAUGUGGAGCUGGAGGAUCAGCAUCUAUGUUUGUACUGUAAGAGCAGAGGCCACAGCGUCCUCGAGGAUGACACAGCUCUGUUCAAUGCCGACGGCGUGAUCCAAGGCCGCAGUCGGAUAAACCAGCACAGGUCCAGCAGAGUUCUACCUCCAGGACCGCCUCAGCAGGAUGCUGGCACAGCUGCCAGAUACAGCAGGCCUUCUUUAAGGGAUGACAUCCGAGGGGACAUUGGUGGUCUUCACUGCUGCGGCUCGCCGCUCUGCCAUGUUAACAUUGAGACAGAGAACAACCACAGACACUGCUCCUGUCUUUACAGAGAGCCUAGAACAGCAUCCCCUCUCUACGCAGAAGACGGUCCUUACACCAUUCUCCACACUCUGGAAAGCUCUGAGCCAGUCACAGCCAUCUUUAUGGGACUCCAGAAAACCCAGGAUGACGGCCAACACGCUGAAGAGUUUGACGGCUGUCUUCGGGCUGAGCUGGUCGUCAUUAGGGAUGACCACUCUGAAGACACAAAUGAACCCAUUCCCGCCAAAAAUCCAGCUCCUGAAAACAGAGAACAGGCAGGAGCUGGAGACAAAUGGUCAGAGAGGCAAGUGAAGCACACGAGUGUCAGAAAACUCCAGAAAAAGAAACAGUCCUGCUGCAGUGUCUGCUAACUGAAGGCUGAGGGUUCAAUAAGACCUGGGAGCCACACAUCCUGUAACCGAGCUUCUGCAGGCGGCUGUGGCUCUCAUGGACGAUUUUAGGUUUGAAAAGAAAAAAACAAUAAAUAAAUGUUCUCUAUUGGAACCAAUCAUGUUAGUUACCUGUAAUGACAUGUUCCCUGUCCAGUGCUGUCAAUGUAUUUUAUACCCUGCAGAAGCAGAAACAGCUUUUCUGUGAACAUC
This is a messenger RNA of Oryzias latipes (Japanese medaka), 2893 nucleotides long. RefSeq names its product palmdelphin a (gene palmda). The record is from RefSeq and is a predicted model, not a curated record. Gene Ontology annotation, cellular component: membrane; cytoplasm. NCBI's taxonomy places the organism in Eukaryota, Metazoa, Chordata, Actinopteri, Beloniformes, Adrianichthyidae. Gene Ontology annotation, biological process: regulation of cell shape.